UUGAAUGUUCCCCAAUCAGAUGUAAAGUCCAUAAAAUGAGAGAAUAUGCCGGUGACGUAAAAUGCGCACAAACCCACUUUAAACCAAAAAAUCAAUAAAGGGGAGGCCCCAUAUUUCCCUGAUUAGGUUUACUUGACCGUGAAUACAUGCAUCUCUCUCUUUCACAAGGAAAAAGAUAAAGUCGUUAUAAUAGUUAUACCUCUCCGCUUUAUUCAUCACAGUACCCUUGGAAGUUCGAUGGUGUUUCGCAAUAAGUCAGUGUCGUCGCACUUGGGAACGCGUUGAGAGUGUAGAGUGUGCGUGUAAAUUCAGUUUAAUUUGUGUUUACCUACUUUUUUCUUCCAAUUUUGGUGUGUUUUAAUUUAAAGACUAUUAUUUUGUGUGUGUUUGUUACUACUAACGUAUUAAAGAUGUCGCCAAAGAAAUUAGGUACGAAAGGGCAAAUAAUACAUAGCCAGGGAAGAGAAAUUAUUGCCAAUGUAGCAGAGUUUAUGCAUAAAGAGGCAGAAGAAGGAUUAACUAUUCCUUUAAAACGCUUUAGAGAACGUACGUUGGCUGCUACAAAAAUAUCGAAAGUUACCUACCAAAAAAUAUUGAAGGAGUCGGCCAAUAUAAAAAAUAACCCCCCUUGUUCAUUCAGCAGUCCAAGAAAAAAGAGGCCCAGGAAAUCACGUAUACUUGACAUUACUUCGACGCAACUUAAAGAAAUUAGGAGCAUAGUUAAUGAUUUUUAUAUAGUGGAAAAAAGAAGGCCUACUCUCAAGUUAAUCCUACAAAAGAUCAUUGACCGAUCUGUUAUUCAUGAGCCUAUGAGUAUACCAUCCUUAGCAAAACUACUAAAGAGCAUUGGAUUUAGAUGGAAGAAGACAGAUGAUAAUAGAAAGGCCUUGAUGGAAUCAUAUGACAUACGUUUGAAGAGAAUAAAAUACUUAAAACAAAUUACCGAAUUUAAAAAUCAAGGUAGAAAUAUAGUGUAUACUGACGAAACCUAUAUACACAGUAGUCAUACUUCUGACAAAGGUUGGUUUGACGAAAGCCUAAGAGGUAUACGAAAACCCAUUUCAAAAGGACAGCGAUUAAUCAUCGUUCAUGCUGGAGGAAAAAAUGGUUUUGUUAAAGACGGUCUACUUAUAUUCCGCUCAGGUUCUAAAAGUGGCGAUUACCAUGACGACAUGAAUCAUGAAAAUUUCAUGAAAUGGGUGGAAACCCAAUUACUUCCGAAUUUGCCACCAAAUUCGGUCUUAGUUUUGGACAAUGCAUCAUACCAUAAUGUACAAGUAAAAAAUAAUGUUACCUCAGGAAGUAAGAAACAACUCAUAAUUGAUUGGCUUAAGGAGCAUAAUUUAGAACAUGACAAACAACGAGAAAAUGACAAAAACGGAACUUUAUGAAAUAGUUCUUCAAAAUAAAAGAUUUUAUCCGAUAAAGUGCAAACUUGUCGAACUAAUGGAAAGUCACGGACACUCAACUUUGCGUUUGCCUCCAUACCACCCAGAAUUGAACCCCAUUGAAAAAAUCUGGGCCACUGUUAAAAACUGGGUAGCAAGCAGGAACACAACUUUUAAGUUAGCAGAUGUAGAAGCUUUGACGAGGCAAAAAUUUGCAGAAGUAUCUGUCGAUGAUUGGAGAAGCAUUUGUGACCAUGUCGACAAAAUUGAAGACAAAUAUAUAAAAGAUCAUAAUCUUUUUGAUGAAACUUUAGAUUCCCUAAAAUUUACGGUAAACACUGGCUCAUCAGAUGAAGAUUUGGAAACGAGUUCCGACGAAUCAAUUAUCAGCAAUGUGGACAUUUUGUCAGAUAGUGACUAAUUUAAUAAUAUGAAUAUGUAUUAUAUACCGUAAUAAUAUUAUGUAGUGUUUUUAUGAGCAGUAAAAUUUAUAUACCCUUA
Molecule: messenger RNA, 1889 nt
Organism: Anthonomus grandis grandis
Lineage: Eukaryota; Metazoa; Arthropoda; Insecta; Coleoptera; Curculionidae
Exons: 6
Coding region: 411-1391 (326 amino acids)
Molecular function (GO): nucleic acid binding
Source: RefSeq, a predicted model, not a curated record